AGAUCUGUUUCUUGUCUUUGUGUGAGUGUGAGUCGUAAGUUUACACUGUGAAUUCACCGGAGAUACAAUCCAAAACAACAAUGGACCGUGCUUUCGGAUGCAGCAAAUAAUUUUACAUAAUUUCCCCAAAUUAAACAGUUUCUUGUUUCUUAUCAUUUAAAGUUUCUUCAUCCCUGUCAAAUAAGUGUGGUCAUUCCAUUUUAUAUUGUGAAAUCACCCUCUCAAGCUGAUUUUUCUGAUGGUCACUCAUAUUUAUCAGGUUAUAGGUUAAGAAAAAGUUUCAUUUUCUGUACUUUUGUCCUCAAAUUGUUGCUGUUUAAUUUGCCUCUCUUGCUUUAAGUAGUUUCAUCAUCUUCAUUGCAAGAUAUUGAAUUUUCAUUUCGUCUAUACUCUCACAAUCUCAACUUUAUCACAUCAACAGUUAACAAAAACUUCUGGAAUAAAAUGUGCUCCAGUUGAACUGGUCUACCAAUAGUUUUGGUUACAUAAAAAUCAUUUCUUUUGCCUUCAAGGCACUCUCAAAUCCAAGUCUUGCCUGCAAGAAAUGCUCCUAUGUCUGGUAUGAUUAGGAGCAAAGCUUGUGAUAUAAGGCACAAAAGAGGUCAAGGUGAUUAUCAAAGUGAGCCUGAAAGGAAAAGAUUCAAGGAAGAAAUUAAUAUGACUGAUGCGGCCAGUCAAAAGGCUGCUAAUUUCUCUGCUCUUCUCACGAGGCCGAAUGGAGUUCAGAAGGGAUCUUCUAAUCUCAAAUCAAGCACUGCGAAGAAAUUAACUAUUAAAAAUUUCAAAGAUAAACCAAAACUACCAGAGAACUACCAACAAGAAACAUGGGAGAAACUGAAGGAAGCUGUGAUAGCCAUUCAAACAUCUAAAUCUAUCAAAUACAGCCUUGAAGAACUCUAUCAGGCUGUCGAAAACAUGUGUAAUCAUAAAAUGGCUGCCACCUUGUAUACAAAUCUAGCAGGUCUAAUAGAAGCAGAUGUGAAAGCCAGUAUCGAACAAUUCACAACAGAUUCAAUGGACAGAUUAAUUUUCCUGAAGAACAUGAAUGAUUGUUGGCAUGCCCAUUGUCAACAGAUGAUAAUGAUCCGCAGCAUAUUUCUUUUCCUGGACCGUACCUACGUUCUUCAUAAUCCUGCCAUUCAUUCAAUUUGGGAUAUGGGUCUAGAACUGUUUCGAACUCAUAUUGCGUUGAAUACUCGAAUCCAGUCAAGAAUAGUUCAGGGCCUCUUGUAUUUAAUAGAUCAAGAAAGAAGUGGUGAUACUGUGGAUAGGACUCUGUUAAAAUCUCUGUUACGAAUGCUUUCUGAUCUACAAGUGUACAAAGAAGCUUUUGAAGUGAAAUUUUUGCAAGCAACUGAACGUCUAUAUUCCGCAGAAGGGCAGAGAUUAGUUCAGUCUCUCGAUGUGCCAGAAUAUCUUCACCAUGUAGACAAAAGACUUUUAGAAGAAAAAGAAAGAAUUUUACAUUAUCUGGACUCUGCUACCAAAGUACCUUUGAUUCAUACUGUGGAAUGGCAGCUGUUAAAUGGUCAUCUUAACACCAUAUUACAGAAAGGACUGGAUAACUUACUAGAAGAAAAUAGAAUCCAAGACCUCACACUUCUUUACAAUCUUUUCAAGAGAGUUAAAAAAGGAUUAAAUGAACUUUGCAGUAGCUUUAAUGCUUAUAUUAAGAAAACUGGUCGAACCAUUGUGAUAGAUCCAGAAAAAGACCGAACUAUGGUUCAGGAACUUCUGGACUUUAAGGACAAGAUGGAUCAAGUCAUUAUUACAUGUUUUCAGUCCAAUGAAAAAUUUAGUAAUAGUUUGAAAGAAGCAUUUGAAUAUUUCAUCAACCAGAGAGCCAACAAACCUGCCGAGCUUAUAGCAAAAUUCGUUGAUUGCAAACUAAGAGCUGGUAACAAAGAAGCUACAGAGGAGGAACUCGAAAGGUUAUUGGAUAAAAUCAUGGUUCUUUUUAGGUUUAUUCACGGCAAGGAUGUUUUCGAAGCUUUUUACAAGAAGGACUUAGCUAAGCGACUUCUUGUUGGCAAGUCAGCAAGUGUAGAUGCAGAAAAAAGUAUGCUGUCUAAAUUGAAACAAGAAUGUGGUGGUGGAUUCACUUCAAAGUUGGAAGGAAUGUUCAAAGAUAUGGAGUUAAGUAAGGAUAUUAAUGUCGCUUUUAAACAGUAUAUUAAUAAUUUGCCCUCAACGGGAAAUGCUUCAAAUGAGGUGCCGUUAGACUUAACUGUAAGUAUACUAACAAUGGGAUACUGGCCUACGUAUCCAGUCAUGGAAGUAACUUUGCCUCAAAGAAUGGCCCAUUACCAGGAUCAUUUCAACAAAUUUUAUCUUGUCAAGCACAAUGGACGCAAACUUCAAUGGCAACCCACUCUUGGUCACUGUGUCCUUAAAGCAACUUUUACUCAGGGGAAAAAAGAACUUGUAGUCUCUUUGUUUCAAGCUCUGGUUCUUCUUCUUUUUAAUGAGUCUGAUAAUGUCCCUUUCGAAGACAUCAAAGCUGCAACUAGUAUAGAGGAUUCUGAUUUGAGACGGACUCUUCAGUCGCUAGCUUGCGGUAGAACUCGUGUUCUCUCCAAAAUUCCCAAAGGAAGAGAUGUAGAUGAUGGUGAUAAAUUUAUGUUCAAUCCUGAUUUUACCAACAAAUUGUUCCGUAUCAAAAUUAAUCAGAUCCAAAUGAAAGAAACGCCUGAAGAGCAAAAAGCAACAGAAGAAAGAGUUUUCCAGGAUAGACAGUAUCAAAUAGAUGCAGCAGUUGUUAGGAUUAUGAAGAUGAGGAAGUCACUCUCUCACAAUCUUCUAAUUAGUGAAUUAUAUAAUCAGCUUAAGUUUCCUGUCAAACCUGCUGAUUUAAAGAAAAGAAUAGAGUCAUUGAUAGACCGAGACUACAUGGAGCGGGACAAAGACAAUGCAAAUCAGUAUAACUACAUGGCCUAGUCGGUAACUUCACCCGUACACUUCUUUCCUCUCUUGAGGAAAUUUUUUGGAUCAGCUGUAAAAACUCAAUGAUAACGAUGGAGUCAUAGAUUGACCAUAACUGUUCUCUUGAGAAUCAGUUUCUGUAAAACCGCAUGGCCUAUUUGCUGUUUUUACCUGCAGUUUAUUUUUUCAAUACUAAGAGAUAUUUUUGAGUCUAUCUUGAGAACUAACAAUUAGAAUAACUCUUGGUAUAGACCUAGAAUGCGAUGAAACGGACAAAGACAACAUGAAUUAGUACAACUUUAUGGCCUAAUCGCUAUCUUCACCAACGCUUUUCUCUCACUCCUUGAGUGGUACCAAUUAGAUCUUAGGAUGAAAAACUGAGCAGUCACACAAAAUUGAAAAGUGUAUUUAAAUCCUCUGUAAUAUCAAUUGGAUAGAAAUCUGUUGAUAAAAAAAUUUAAAAUAUUUUAAAAAAAGGAAAAAAAAUAAUUUGUAUAAAUUCUGUACUUUAAUACCUAAUUAUAAUAAACAUUUUUCUUAAGGUAAA
Bemisia tabaci is the source of this 3469-nucleotide messenger RNA. RefSeq names its product cullin 4 (gene Cul4). Gene Ontology annotation, molecular function: ubiquitin protein ligase binding. Gene Ontology annotation, biological process: ubiquitin-dependent protein catabolic process. NCBI's taxonomy places the organism in Eukaryota, Metazoa, Arthropoda, Insecta, Hemiptera, Aleyrodidae. Gene Ontology annotation, cellular component: cullin-RING ubiquitin ligase complex. The record is from RefSeq and is a predicted model, not a curated record.